UCCCUACAGGGUUCAAUUUCUUGGUGAAGUUAAGAGAAAUUCCCCAUCAUACUUCUGUGAUGAAAGAGGGGGAAACAAGCAAACAAAAACUGGGAUCUUUCCCACUCUUCCUGGUGCAUGUUUAGGUACCACAGAUAAUUCUGGAUCUGUGAGUAGGGAUUGUUUAGUAACUGUGCAGUACCUCCACAUUGGGCUGCUAACUAUUUUAAAGACCAGCAGAUAUUAGCACAGGUGAAACUUUUCAGAGGAUGGAGGGAAGCAUCUGUACCCUGGGAAAAAACUUCAUGUACGGCACGAAUGGGAAACCUGUUGCCCUCCAGAUGUUCUUGGACUCCAAAUCCCAUCAUCCAGGACUAUUUGCCAUGGUGACUGGGGCUGAUGGGAAUUGGAGUCGAGCAGUGUUGGGGAAAAACAAUUUGGUCUCUGGGUUUUUGCAGACCAUUGGGCUGCUCUGCAAGACACAAGUGCAAAGGAGGCUGCUUAAUUUUCUUAUCGGUUGGCACGCAACUUCAUUGCCGCCAAGCUAUUGUUUUUAAGGAUUAUAAAGCAACCUUUAAUAAUAGCCUUAAAAGCGGGUGGGUGGGGGUACACAGCAGACGUUUAUAAAGUUAGGAGUGGAAAAAGUUGAUGGGUUAGAAUUAUUUUCUUCUCCUAAUACUAGGAGCUAAUUAGCAAGUAGGCUCAGGGCUGGUGUUAGGAAGUAAUUUGUCGCCCAGCUUAUUAUCUUGUAGAAUUCACCUCUGUGUGGAGGCGCUGGCUUGGCUUGCUUUUUGAAAAGGCUUAGUUGUCAGAAUUCAUGGAAGGCAGGUUUCGGAAUGCACACCAGUAAGCCAUGGCAGCUAAAUGGAACCUCCAGCUGCAGAGGCAGUCUACUUUGGAGCAACAGGUGCUAAGGGGAAGGCUGUUUUUCCUUCAUGGCCUGCUUGCUCACGACCUUUCCAGAGAAGCACCUGCCUGGCCACCUCUGGAAGCGGAACAACUGGGUGUGCAUGCAGGCCUGAUCCUGCCUGGAGCAAGAAAGAGAAAACGAGUGUAGGAAACCAAGUCUCUCUCUCUCUCUCCCCCCCCCCACUCAGCCUGGCACCUGUUGCCUUACUAAGUACAAGGGAGCGUCUGUUUGCUUUUCCUUUCUCGGUUCUUGGUUGUUGUUGUUUUUUGCUGCGUUUUGGUGUGUUUUUUUUAACGCUUGAGAGUAGAUCCUGCCCUUUACCGCUAGGCUGGGGGGGCUUUCCCGUUCCAUUGAGCAUGACUUCAUGACAGCCAGCAACCAAUCAGGAAGCAGCAGCCGGCAGAGCAGGGGAAUUCCAAGAACCCUCAAAGCUAAAAAAAAAAAAUAAUAGACAGAUGGACAGAGAAAAAUUUGGGCUUGAGGGCUGACCAAGGGGGGAAUGGAGCUCAGGGCCAGGUUAUGAAGAGGCCUGGAGUGAGACAGGAGCCACUGCGAUUGCCUCUGUGGCAGAGGAAAGAGAUGCUGGCUUCCCCCGCUCUAGGCUCCUCCUUCCCAGCUUCCAGUUUGUCCAUCAUGCAGCCCACGGCAGAGACGGCUGAUGAAUUAGAAAUCAUUGAUGAACUGAUUAAGGAAGAUGGCUUCGAGGUGGAUGCUGCCUCGCUUCCAUCCAGGCUCUCUCUUAACGGGCCAGCCGAGCUGAUCCCCAGAUGCUCUAACUUAGCAUCACCAGCCAGAAUGCAGAGACCAGCUGAGCCGAUGGGCAUGAGCCUGUUGCGGCCCUACGGCUCCUCCUGCUUCUCAGCCUCCUUAGCGCUGCAAGACCCGUCCCCUUCCCAGCUCUCUCAGAACCUUAACAACUUGACGCUAAGGCCCCAGCUGGUUCCAAGGGGGACGUCCCUCCCAUUGCUGCCCAGUAGCAGGUGCUCUGAUGACUCGUGGCCCCCUCCCCACUCUUCCCUGCGUCCUGGGAUGUCCCGAGAGCAGGUGGAGGACGUCACCCAGGAGCCGCCCAAGCUGGUGAUCACAGAGCAACCCAAGCAGAGGGGAAUGCGUUUCCGUUACCAGUGUGAAGGCAGGUCGGCUGGAAGCAUCUUGGGCGAAUUCAGCACCGAGACCAACAAAACUCUGCCGACCAUUGAGCUGCAGAACUUUGCAGGCAUUCCAGAAGCGAAGGUGACAGCAUGCUUGGUGUGGAAGGAUUGGCCUCACCGGAUCCACCCCCACAGCCUGGUGGGGAAAGACUGCAACAAUGGUCUUUGCGAAGUGACACUGAAGCCCCGAGCCAACCCCAAGCACAGUUUUAACAACCUUGGGAUCCAGUGCGUGAAGAAGAAGGACAUUGAGGAAUCCAUAGAGAAAAAGCUGCAACUUGGGAUUGAUCCUUUCAAAGCUGGCUCAUUAAAAAAUCACCAGGAGGUCGACAUGAACGUGGUCAGGAUUUGUUUUCAAGUCUCCUACCAAGAUUGCACAGGGAAGACGCGGCACCUCAGCCCUGUUCUUUCAGAACCCAUCUUUGACAAGAAAUCCACAAACACGUCAGAGCUGAAAAUCUACCGGAUGAAUAAGGAGUAUGGCAGCUGUACGGGUGGAGAGGAGCUCUAUUUGCUGUGUGAUAAAGUCCAGAAAGAAGACAUCUCCAUCAUCUUUCGAAGGGACAAGUGGGAGGGGAAAGCUGACUUUUCGCAGGCCGAUGUUCACCGGCAGAUUGCCAUUGUCUUCAAGACGCCACCGUACCAGCACCUUGACAUUGUGGAGCCGGUGGAGGUGGAGGUAUACCUCCGCCGUUUGACAGACAGCGUCUCCAGCGACCCCUUCAACUUCACCUACCUGCCAAAGGACAAUGACGCUUACCGGGUCAACAAAAAAAGGAAGCAAGGCAUGCCCGAUGUCCUAGAGGAGCUCUCUGGCCCAGACCCUCACGGGAUCGAAGCCAAAAGGAAGAGAAAAAAGCCAGGGUACAUGGACCAUUUCAACUUGACUCCAUCUGCAGAUGGCUCCUUGACCGGUUCGGAACACAGGAAUAGCCUGAGCAACUUGGAGCGUAUCACCGUGCCGGACCUGUUUGAGGACUACAACCUGGGCCAAGACUUCUCUUCCUACAACGGCCCUACCUUGAACGAUAUCCUGCUGCCAGCUGCUAUGGACUUCCCAGAUUCCGCAGAACAAGAGUUCCUGCUGGAUGCUUAUUCCGUCCACUCUGGCAUUUCGGCCCCCUUCCCGUUCCCUGUGGAUUUUGACCCAGAGGGCACGGCCAGUUUGGUGGGGAGCAGCAUGUUCCCCAGCCAGUACAAGGAGGCUGAAGCACGGCUGGAGAUGGAGACCAAGCUCAAGUCAACAGACAGCGCUGCAACCUUGUGAAGGAGCGUGGGCCCACCAUGGCCUGCGAGGGAAGGUAGCAGAGAGAUCCCUGGGCAAAGCAAACAGGGAUGUUUUCCCUACUGGCAGACUGAAGAGGGGGAAAUUACAUUGAUCUCUAUCGGGGAUCCUUGACAGGCUUCCCUUUGGGAGAUAAGACAUGGCAUGAAUGGAAGGAAGGAAGAUUGUACAGUACUAAGAUUGCACUAAUAACUGAAUUGCGGGGGGGGGGGAGGAAAUGCCCUCAAUGUUAGCCCCCUGCAUUUGGCUUCCUAGUUUCUCUUCCUCAGUUUUCCCUAUCUGUAAAAUUGGGUCAACAACACUGACUUGUUGUGCUAGGGCAAAAAUGUCAGACUAGCAAAUGUAGUCUUGUUAGUUUCAUGGUUGUACCCCUAAGGCCUUUCCCCCUGCUUAAAGAUUUAUGCCGAUCUGUCUUGGAACAUUUUGUACUUUUUGCAAAGUCCGCGCACACUGCAAUAGCUAAUGGUCAGCCUUGUGUUUUGGAGUAGCUCAGGUGCUUGAUCUAACAUAGAUACGUAGCGGUAUAUUCCACAAGGACAUGUCUUUCAAUACAUUUAUGAAGUCAUAAGACUUUGCUGUUGGUCUACCUGGUGUUGCCCUAACAGUGACUCUCCGGGGUUUUCUCUCUAGCUGCUGCAGAGAUCCCUAUCUAGAGGUGCCAAGGAUUGAAUGUGUGACUGCCCACAUGCGAUGAAUGUACUUCUCUAAUGCUGAGUUACAGCUUCUCCCUCUCAUCUUCUCUGUGCGAAGCAAGCCUCUUGGGGCUGAAAGCUUGCACCACUUUUAAACAGUGCACUUGAGGCUAUCUGAUGCGGCUAGGUCCAGAGAAAACAGACAGCAUUACAAGCCAGGAUAUUGUUGGGUGGGAGGCUGAGCUGCUCUUUCCCCUGUAUAUCAUGUCACUAGCAUGGAAGUGCUUAUGGUACAUCGAAAUCUUUUUAAAAUAUCCAUGCCCCUAGGCAGGUGUAUUGUAGAGCUGAGGGGAAAAUUUGCUCACAGUAAAAAAAUUGGUGAGCACCUAACGUUGUUGUGCAUUUCAGAAUGUUCCUUGUAACUCUGUACCCCUGCCUACUGGCCAGUCAGAAUCUUGCUGAGCUCUUUCAUGGUUGCUAAAGGUUUCUUAAGGCAUUGCCCAGGCACUUGUCAAGCCUAUCUGUCCAGCCUUAGGGCCCAGAAAUUUAGGGUGCUUCCAAAAAAGGACUUAAUGCUCUGAAUGGGUCACUGAGAUAUUGCAAACAGGUCAUUGGCAACCAUUUUUGUUUUUCUGUUUAACUUUUUUGGGUUUUCCCUGCAAAGGGGAAAUCCAGAUUUAAUGGAGGGGAGGGGAGAAAAAGGCUGGCAUUUUGAUGACAGAAAAACAACAAUGCAUGUGUUAAGGAGCAAGUAUUAUAGGCCUUGACUUGACUCUAACAUCCUGAGUGUAAGUUUUUUGACAUUCGGAACCAGAAAAUCAUGGUGUGUUUUUCCUAAUGGGUUGCAUUGUAAUUAAAUCCUAGUCAUAGUAGACCCACUGGAAAUCAAUUGGCCUAAGUUACGGUAGUCAAGCUACCAGAAAAAGGGAUGCAACCUUUCUAAAAAAAGCUCAUCCUUGGAAACAGAACAAAUCCCUAGAAAGAGGAUAGCACCAUAGUAGCUUCCCCCUGCCUUUUUCUCCUUUUUGGCAUUUGACAAUGAAACUGUUGCAAGGCACCAUGCUGAAUUUAGAAGAUAUUACCACCUCCUCUGUACUGUACUGGCAAAUGUUUUUUUUGUGGCAUUCUCCCUUCUUCAGUAACUUUCUGCUUCUGUAACUUUAAAAGCAAAUGUUGCCCAAGGUUAAAGGUUGCAGUAGCUGAAAUGAUUUUGAUGUUGUUAUAAUAAUGGGGAAAAACCCACUUGAUUUCCAACCCCCAACCCCCCCGUCACAUAAUCACUCUUAAAAAAAGCAUUUCAAGGUGUGUAAGGAAAAUAAAUCUUCAAAAGCUGUCACAGAAUCUGUAACCAGGCAGGGAGAAUAAUUUAUACAUCUUGGGAUGGUGGUAAUGUUGGAUGGGUCCUUUUGAACGAAGUACUGUAUCUUCUCUGGGCUUACCUUUCAAAUGUAUGCAUUAUAACUGGCUUAAUUUUAGCCCUGUCACCUGUUUUCUGUGCCAAGGCUGAGCCCUGGAAAGAUGUGAAGUAUUAAUAAAUCAGGCACUGCUUCUGAUUGUGUAUGGGGCUUGUUUCCUUGUCAGUUGCUAACCUCAAACAACACUGGAUGCUCACAGACUUGCCCUUUUCGGGUGGGAUUCAGUCCCAUAUCAGCAAGUUCAGAUUGUGCAGUUAACGCUGAGGUGGAGCUAUUUCACAGCAAGCCUACUUCCCCAGAGGACUGGACUUUUGCCAUAAGGAAAGUGAGGGGGAAACACAGUUGACAGCGUAGGAUAAUGCUUGCUUUGACACAACUGUUUUCUAGCCUCCCCGGAGACAAAUCCAGGUGAGUAUUCAAUAAGCAGGUCAUCUGGAAAAGCAGCUCCACACUUUUUGGCAGUUAGGGAGCAGAGAUCUUGAGUCAAAGGAGGUGUCUUCCAAGGGCAAGUUUAUUUCAGCCCUGGCACUUUUGCUGGGCAGGUCAACCCCACCCCUUGGG
Molecule: messenger RNA, 5933 nt
Organism: Zootoca vivipara (common lizard)
Lineage: Eukaryota; Metazoa; Chordata; Lepidosauria; Squamata; Lacertidae
Source: RefSeq, a predicted model, not a curated record